CGCCUUGCAGGUCUCCCCCGAGGGCGCAGGGGCCUACACACUGGGGUCCCCUACCUCUGCCUUCCCAGGCACAGUGCCUUUACCCACUAUUACUACUGUACAAGCCCCAAUGAUGCUUCUUUUUUCUAUCACUCAUUGAUUUGAAAAUCAGAACUCCUGUAAGAGAGGGAGAGAUGGGAGUUCCCCCUGCUGGCUCACUCCCCGGAUGUCACACUGCCAGGACUGGGCCAGGCGAAGUCCAGGGGCUUUGCCAGGUCCCCAGUGUGUAGCAUGGGCCCACGCACUCUGGCCCUUUUGCUGCCUUUCCUAAACCGUUAGCAGGGAUCUCAAAUCGUUGCCCAUAGUGGAUGCCAGCAUCACGGAGCAGCUUGAUCUACCAUGCCACAGUGUGGCCAAGAAGUCUUUUAUUUUUACCCCAAAAUGUUUCCAUUUCAAUUCAGGAUCUGCUCAACUUUCAGGCAUUGUGUUCAUUUAUCAUAAUUCUUUAGAGUUUUGAUAUCGGUCCUUAACCGCCUUACAACUUAGACAUUUUUAAAGGGAUUAUAAGUUAUCCCACAUGGUGAAUUUUUCUUGAUCAUUCCCUCAUGAUUAAAGUCAAAUCCAACAUUUUUGGCCAGAAUGCUACUUUGGUAAUGCUGUAGAUCUCACUGUGCCCACCAAGAGAUACCUUGUGUGGGGGCCCCAGUGUCUGCCAGACCAGGCUGGGCCCCUUGGCUGAGGUGUUAGCUUCCAGAUCUUUGCUUCAGUGCUAAGCGCACUGAGCCCACAUGUACAUCCUCAGUGAGGUGUGUCUGUCACUCAGUCGCUUCUUGAGCCACUGAAUGAUCUUUGCUUGCAUGGCAACAGGUGCCAGCUGCCAGUACCAGUGCUCCAGGGACCAGGAGAACUCCAGGGACCACGUCCGAGGACGUGAAGACACUCAGCGAGGGUGAGCCGAGUGUAAAAUCCGUCGUCUCUGGAGACAUUCAAGCCAAGGUUGGACAACCGCUUUUCCAGAACUGAGAAGAAACUCAUGCAUCAAAAAAGGUGACUAAUACACAUAUGAAAAGAGUAUGGCUGGACAAAUACCAGAAUCUGAUCAGAUAAAGCAGUUUAAGGAAUUUCUUGGAACCUACAAUAAACUUACAGAAACCUGUUUUAUGGACUGCGUUAAAGAUUUCACAACUAGAGACGUAAAGCCUGACGAGACUACCUGUACAGAACAUUGUUUACAGAAAUAUUUAAAAAUGACACAGAGGAUAUCCAUGAGGUUUCAGGAAUAUCAUAUCCAGCAAAAUGAAGCGCUGGCAGCCAAGGCAGGCCUGCUCGGCCAGCCCCGAUAGGCCCUCACGGUGGACUUUGGGUGAGAGAUUGCCAACCAGGGGUUGCCCUGAGAAUGAGGAUUCCUCUGCCAACAGCCCCUGGAGCAGCGGGUGCCACGGGAAACCAUCUGUCCUGGCUGACCAGCAAAGGAAACCACUGGAGAAACAAAAAGUGCUGUUCAUCAGACCUAACUGAAAUAGAAGGCUUUACUCUUAAAUAAAAAUGAUAGGAUGCCACGUGUUGUUGAGGCCUUAUAAUGCAGCAGUUUGGUCACUUCACUAGAAAAAUAAACCAUCAUUUAUUCA
Ochotona curzoniae (black-lipped pika) is the source of this 1607-nucleotide messenger RNA. It is a transcript of the gene TIMM9, whose product is annotated as translocase of inner mitochondrial membrane 9. Lineage: Eukaryota; Metazoa; Chordata; Mammalia; Lagomorpha; Ochotonidae. The coding region runs from base 1053 to 1322 and encodes 89 amino acids. The transcript is spliced from 5 exons. The record is from RefSeq and is a predicted model, not a curated record.